AUGAACUUCACACAUUAUAUUUCAAUACUAUCACUUCUACGACUAAUAUCUUCAAUAGCUCAGAAUGUUUUCGAUGUAUCAUCUAAUUCAAGAGAGAUACUUCCUAUUGAUCACGAGAUUUAUUCUAAUUUAUAUACAUAUGCUCAUUUGAUUGACAUUUCAUAUUGUAUUUCAAAAGUACAACACAUAGAAAAGCCAUUUAAAUGCAAUAUUGAAUGUGAGGACCGUUUUCCAAACAUGACACUUGUUUACCAGUGGUAUUUUGAUGAUUCAGUAACUGGUUACAUUUCCACCACUUAUGACAAUAUUUUCCAUUACAACAGAGAUUCAGCAAAGCGAAAGCAACAGAAUAAAACAAUCAUUAUUGCAUUGAGAGGUACAAGGUCAAUAUUUGAUUCAUAUGCCGACAUGAGAGCUGAUAUGGUUGAUUUCACUAGUUUAGGAUCAAUUUUGAAACCAUGUACUGGAUGCAAAGUACAUAGAGGCUUUUACAAGUAUUUCCAACGAACGCGAGAUAUAAUCCACCAAUAUGUAAUGCAAGAAUUGAAAGGUGCCCAGCUUGGUAUCGAGAACUACGAAUUGGUAAUAUUGGGUCACUCAUUGGGAGGCAGUGUAGCCAUACUCCUAGCUUUAUUUUAUUUGGAUCUAGGUUUUGAAAAACUAACUGCGGUAACAAUGGGACAACCAUUGGUUGGUAAUCGCGAGUUUGUUGAUUGGGCCGAUGACGCUUUAGGUAGCAAGUACAAGCCUCGUCACGGUGAUUUUAAGCGUAAAUUCUUAAGAAUUAUUCACAAAGAAGACGUGGUCACCAUCAUCCCUAAGCGUGGAAAUUUUUUACCAUACCAACCAUUUGAUAAUCAAAUAUAUCUUAAUUGUUCCGAAUCAGACACGCGUCCUUCUCCAGAUCAGGUAUUCGACUGCAGAGAUGCUAGCAAUGAGCAGUGCAUAGAAGGAGACUUUCCAAACUAUCUUAAAUCUGGCAACGACUACUUACAGAUACAUAUUACUUAUCUACGAAGAAUGGGAUUGUGUGGGAUGAUAUAG
Lodderomyces elongisporus is the source of this 1044-nucleotide messenger RNA. RefSeq lists its product as uncharacterized. The coding region runs from base 1 to 1044 and encodes 347 amino acids. The transcript has a single exon. The record is from RefSeq and is a predicted model, not a curated record. Gene Ontology annotation, biological process: lipid metabolic process. NCBI's taxonomy places the organism in Eukaryota, Fungi, Ascomycota, Pichiomycetes, Serinales, Debaryomycetaceae.